Molecule: messenger RNA, 625 nt
Organism: Mangifera indica (mango)
Lineage: Eukaryota; Viridiplantae; Streptophyta; Magnoliopsida; Sapindales; Anacardiaceae
Product: CASP-like protein 1D1
Exons: 3
Coding region: 35-625 (196 amino acids)
Source: RefSeq, a predicted model, not a curated record
AAUUGGGACAAACGACUUUAGCCACUUAAAAACCAUGGAAUAUUCAACUAAUAUUCAUCAUGAACCAACUGCCACCACCUCCGUGAAAUCUGAAGCUCCGCCGCCACGUCUCAGGGGCGAUGUGGCUCUUAGAGUCUCACUCUUUGCUGCUACACUAGUUGCAGCCGUUGUCAUGGUGACCAACAAACAAACCCAGCUUGUGCCUGUUCCAGGAGCUCCGGCGGGAGUCACGAUCCUGCAUACAGCCAAGUUCCGUCACUCGCCACCCUUCGUAUAUUUUGCAGCAGCAUUAUCAGUCGCUUGCUUUUACAGUAUUUUAACAACGCUUGCAUCAUUCUGGCUUAUUUUGAAGCCUGCUUUUUCCGACAAGUUCUUCCUCCAUUUUGUAUUUUUGGACGUGUUGAUGUUGGGAGUGGUGGCUUCGGCGACCGGAGCAGCCAGCGCGGAAGCAUAUAAUGGAUUGAGGGGCAACCACCAUGUUGGGUGGUCGAAAGUUUGCCCAGUUUAUGACAGGUUCUGUGUUCAUGUAGCAACCUCCGCUAUUAUGUCACUUCUCGCCUCCUUUAUUCUUGUUUCCCUCAUUAUGCUACCCGUUUUUUCUCUACAAAAACGGGUUCGUCAUUAA